This is a messenger RNA of Varroa destructor (honeybee mite), 3624 nucleotides long. RefSeq names its product syntenin-1-like. Gene Ontology annotation, cellular component: plasma membrane; cytoplasm. Gene Ontology annotation, molecular function: protein binding. The record is from RefSeq and is a predicted model, not a curated record. Lineage: Eukaryota; Metazoa; Arthropoda; Arachnida; Mesostigmata; Varroidae.
GGUUCUCUCCUAUCUGUGAGGCGCCAGGCUCUCAGCUGCCUUACUUUAGUUGUUGAUGUGUGCCGCUGCUACAAACGGGUCAUGAGGAGAGUUGAUUUAGAGUAUAGUAACAGCGAUAGAUAGCCAAAGACAGAGAGCGUGUCGCUAACUGGACUGUAAUCUCAUCCUAAUAGAAGAACUAGUAACGAAAAAGGAGGGAGUUGUUUCUCGAUAACUAGAUAGUCACCGACUGGGUUGUUGCGGCUCCUGCGGGACUCGAAGAAAGCUAGACGUCGGACCUGCCGUACAUCAAAGCGGAAUUGCUGUUGCUAGUAUUUGUGGUCGUGUGUGAUUUAAACUUGACCGUAUAUGGCUUUAUGCUAUUCGGCGAACAAACUUUAACUGCGUGUAUCUGUGUGAGGUGUCGAAAGGUCGGCUAAAAGCUAGACUAAUUGUACUUAGGAAGCUAAAGCUCCGCUGAGAGGAACGGCGAUCUCUUUCGUGAUCAUCUGCGCCUAGAAACUGUGUCACAAUGGCGAGCCUAUACCCAUCGCUCGAGGACAUGAAAGUCGAUCAAAUGAUGCGCGCCCAGGACAUGUACACAAAUACAGCGCCUACGGCUCCGCCCCCUUCGUACUCGUCCACCCCGGUACCUGAGUCUCGACUAAGCCUUUAUCCCGCUCUCGAUGACUACAUGGGGUUUUCUCUGCAGACGCUGGCCCUACCAACACUUCCUGCUCAAGCGACCUCGACGGACAUGAUCGUUUCGUCGGCUGGAGGAAAAAGUCUUGUUGCCCCACUUUCGGGACAGAGCAUGGGUCUAUAUCGAGGCCAAGUCACCCACGGUGUCCGAGAAGUUAUUCUUUGCAAGGACCUUAGAGGAAAGGUUGGACUUCGUCUCGAAGCAGUGAAUAAAGGCGUAUUUAUCAUUCUGGUUGAAAAGGGCACCCCCGCUGCGAUGGCCGGUCUUAGAUUUGGAGACCAACUACUCAGCGUCAAUGACGAGUACGUUGCCGGCUAUAGUCUAAAACAGGUUCAUGAAACCAUUCGAAAGGCACAAGGGGACCACAUCUCGGUGGCGGUUCGUGAUCGUCCGUUCGAGCGCACAGUCACAAUGCUGAAAGACAGUAAUGGAUAUUGUGGUUUUGACUUCAAGGACGGAAAAAUCAAUACACUUGUCAAAGACUCGUCCGCAGCUAGGAACGGUCUACUAAUUAAUCACCAACUUCUCGAGGUGAACGGGCAGAACGUCGUCGGUAUGAAGGACUCUCUUGUUAAGGACUUGAUUCGGGCCUCCCCUCAAACCAUCACGGUUACAAUGAUGCCCUCGAUAAUCUUCGAACAUCUCGUCAAGUACACGUCCGGUGGCCUGCUCAAAAAGCUGAUGGACCGCAGCGUCCCUGAGUGCUAGUCAGUUUUCGAUACCAACACGAGUACUGUACUCUUUGACUCGCUGCAUUAUCCGCAUUUCUGGUGAUUCUUAUUUAGUCACACCAUAAUUGAAUGACUAUGAUUUUGCCUAUUGCUAUAUUGAUACUGUAUGUGUCGAAAGAACAACUCGUAGAUUCGUUACUAUAUAUGAACUCACUUGCAGCCGCAGUUACUUUCGGGAGAAGGACAAGUAAGCUGAUCAGUAUUAUUAUUUCUUAAGGCGUCAUAAAAGUUCUUAGAUUUCCUCUGAUUAAGCACAGAGUGAAAGGUAUUGCUGUGAAAAAGCUGAACAUUUUGAACGCACCGGCCUUGAGGACUGCUUGGCGUUUCAAACUUCUGCAUAGCUAUAUGAUAUAACUUAUUUUGGCCACCUAUUCUUAGGCAUUGAUCACUAAGUGUGGUAUCGCAGAGUAUUUGUGUUGCGCGCGCGUCGUGAGAUACUGUAACUAAAAUGGUUUGUAAUGCUGGCAAUAACGCCAGUAUCUUCCAUAUAUUGUUAUGUUAUAUUGUGCUCAGCCGCUAAUUUUUGUUCAUCCUUUCGAUGGUGAGUAUGAUACAUGUACUGGAACGUCCUAUAGUACUUAUUUGAGAGACAGUCGGUAUUUGACAAAGACUAGAUAGGUUUGCAUUGGUUACGCUGUAAGGUCAUGUCUUUAAUGCUCACGAAAGAGUAAGGAAUAAAGCAUUAAACAAUAAUGAGAAAAAAUAUUCCACCGUAAUGCAUAAAAAUAAAUAAUGAUAGAAACAAUGCGCUGUAAUAGAAGUUCUCUACGUCAUCAAAUUAUAUCAGGCGAUGCUCAGAAAAAGGUGGGUGAUUAUUCGGAUCUAACAUAACAAAUACGAAACAAACAAGCCGCAGUAGUAAUUAAGAGAACAACUGCUUGCGACAAGUCGGAUUCCGCAGUGAGGAGAAAAUAAAUCUAACUAUACUAACAUUGAGUUGACUGAUUACUGUUUUAAAUGCUUAUUGUGAGACUAAAAUUGCAGCAGUGUCUCAGACUUGUGUGAACUUAAACAAGAUAUGAUUUUAAAGAGCAUUCCCACAGUCUGAACUUUUUCUUUGCUUUGUUUGAAAUAUGCAUGAAAAAAGUACGUAAGAAUAUAUAUGUCAAAAACAUGCCUGCCUUUUUUAGCCACAUACUUUUUCGUCGUUAAAACAAGAUUGGUUGCGAAGUUAAUGGAUCAUAUUUGCGCUACUAAGCAUUAAGAUUAUAUCAAAACAAUAUGCAUUAUAGAGAUCAGUUCACUUAGCCCACCACACUCACCAAUAAUGCGCUAUUAUUGGUUACAAUGCGCUCGAAGUGCAUAAUAGGGCUGCUGUGGAAAAAGCCCCGCAUCCCGAAAUUAAUAGAUAGUCUUAUCAGUACAAUAGGAACGAAUAUGGUUCUACUUUGAAUUCUACAAAGCGCCAGCCUAAAUGAUGAAUAUGUAAGAAAAGGUGCUCUCUUUUCUUUUUUCUUGCUGGUGAUUAUCGUGUAUAUUAAUGUCCAUCUGUAGACGGAAUUCGAAGUACCGCCAUGUCUAUCUUUGACGUUUCAUCCAGAUAUUUCCUUUGCGAGUUACGGAUGCCUAUGGAAGAAUCACUCAUAAAUAAAUUGAGCUAAGUUAAUUCAAAUUCGAUAGUUGUGAUGUCAGUGGGACCUCGGUGAUCCACCUACAAACUGUAGAAUGUUGGGUUUCGUCUACUUUGAUGACUGCUUAAUCAAGUUCUUGAGUACUGAAAUUCAUUUACUCGAAAUAUCCAUGGGCGUAGGUGUUCUAAGGCUGGCCCUGAGUUUUUCAAAACCGAUUGCGCAAUUAUGUUUUUCACGAGUAGUCAGCAAAACUGUUGCUUGAUACGAUGACCGUGUUAGUUGCCGAAAGAAAAAGCAACUAAUACGUUAUAGUGAAUAGAUACAUUAAAAUGUAGACGCUGGUGUCUCAUAGUUCUGUUGCUUGUUAAGGAUGUUACUGAUCGACCUCUUAAUUGUAUUGACGUUUCAAGGCUGAGGUGACCUUGGUGAGGUGGCUGAAUGUUACUUUAGCGAGUACUUCGUUUUCGCAACCAAAUGAGUGCUGGAUACAGUACUGGAUAAAGUUAAUAAUAUCGCAAUGACUUUGCAACAGUAUGCAGCGUGAAUACAAGACUUAGUAGGACACAUGUCAGAUAUAUGCCCGUUUCUGGACUCCAACAGUCGAAGCCCUGAAUUUCGCUACCGUAAACUAGCUGAAUAU